Molecule: messenger RNA, 986 nt
Organism: Linum trigynum
Lineage: Eukaryota; Viridiplantae; Streptophyta; Magnoliopsida; Malpighiales; Linaceae
Source: the annotation of a GenBank genome assembly
CUAUCUUUACACCCAUUCAUAACCACCUAAUUUCGUCAGUACAUAAUAUUAUAGACGAGGGACAAAAUUACAACAAAUAAAAAACUAAUCCAAACCAAUUAGUAAAAUACUCCUACAGCCGGUAGCGCCGCCUGAUCUCCUCUUCCUCGAUGGCGGAUCUCAGGGUUUCAUGGAACCUCUGGCGAUGGAGGACUCGAUCUCGAAAGGCUGGCAGCACUUCAGAUCCAGCACUCGAACCUCCCAGCUCCCGUCGCCAGUUGCCAUCCCACUCCGCCACUCUCUUUCCCAUUUGCCAAACCGUUGGAGAAGUAGCAAAAGCAGCCGGAGAAAGAAGAGAGGCUGCAGUCGGUUGCUCUGUUCCUUGCGAAAAGGCCCAGCAGGAAAAGAAGAAAGAUCAUCAAAGGGAAAUAGGUUAAGGAGGAAGAAGAUAUAUAUUCGUAAGGGGAACAGUUAGGAAUUGGGUUUCUUCAUGGCUUCGUCGUCGAUCAGGGAAUUGCUGGUUUGGGUUGCUGGGUUCAAGGAUUCAGGUGCUUCCCAUGGCAGCUGGCUGUCAAUUUUCUUCUUGAAAGAUGGACUCAAUGUCGACUCUUCCACUCUACAGCUCCUCCAGAACUCCGCCAAUAUCCCCAUGGUCGUUAAACCUCUCUACGGCGUUAUCUCCGACGCCAUCUAUAUCUCCGACCAGCACUGUAUCCCUUACAUCGCCGUCGAUGCAAUAAUAGGAAAUUAAAUUUUAUUUAUAGUUUUUAAUGGGUAUAAAAAUGAGUUGGAAAUUGGAAAAAGUUUAAAUUUUAGUUUUUUAUUAAUUUUUAAUUGCCAUGUCACUCAUUUAACGGUCAACUAUGAGAGUUGACUGCCACAUCAGCAAAAUCUAACGGAGACUAACAGAGAGUGACCAAUCUAACGGAGACUAACAGAGAGUGACCAAACAUGUACUGUAUAACUAAUUUAAAUGACUACCGAUGAAAUAAAUUAAUAUUAGUGAC